Physcomitrium patens is the source of this 2973-nucleotide messenger RNA. Lineage: Eukaryota; Viridiplantae; Streptophyta; Bryopsida; Funariales; Funariaceae. The record is from RefSeq and is a predicted model, not a curated record.
AUUCGUGUGUGUGUAUGGCUGUGUGUGGAUUAGGUUCCACCCUCGGCCACUAUCAGGUUGCCGAACCGAUAGCAAUGUGGCUGGACCUGGAAAUGCCGAUUACCAUCGGCAUUUGCAGUCACCACUUCCACGGAAUGUCACCGCGCGUGAUAUGAAUUCUGCGUCGAUGAGUGGCAUAGUGAACCCGGGUGACGACGUUAUUGUAACAGACUCUGAAGUUAGAAAACGCAACGUGGAUUCCAUUCUGAGAGAACCGGCAGCUCGGAAUGGUAUCCAAGUUGAGUGCCCCAAUUGGAACCCGCUCACGUCACCAAAUUCGGCAACAGAGGUGGUGGAACGUGUGGCACUUUCAGGAAUUUGAAUGACAGCACACGAUGGGCUCACUUUUGACCGCAGUUGUGCAACAAAAUCAUUGCGCAGUUGAGAAACGGCAAACCUAUGUUAGCUUUAGGUAGAUCCUAGAGUCCCUUAGACGAGGGAGACGGAGUGUGUGGUAGAGCUGGUGAAUGGUGAUGGAUGGGGCGGUGGAGAGCUGGGAGCCUGCUUGCCGUGUUGCUCUCAAGGGUGACGGAUGCUGCAGGGAUUUGUUUAUUCGAGUGUGUAUGUGUUGGCCUGGAUGCUCAUGCGGUGAUGGGAGCGUAUUUCGAAAAGCCGCUGGCGAGAGGGAUUUUGUGGGGAUGGUUGGUUGGCGACCCGUGGACGGCUUGAUUGAGUGAUAUAUAGUGCGGCCUCGUGAGGAGUUUGGCGCCGGUCGUGGUGGGAUUGCUAGAGCGAAUUCUGCUUUCUUGGGGAAGUGUGUAAGAGCUGGGUGACUUAGGCAUACUGCCGAUAUGGCAGAUCAUGAAGAGGAUGACAUUCGAAUCGGCCGUGUCUUUCAUGUCACUCGAUUAACCGGUAGGUUUGGGGGUCGCCGCCGAGAAGAUUCCCAAAACUUGGAGGGCGUGGACAUGAUUGAGUUGAGGGGUAGGAGUGCUCGUAUUGUGAUGGAUUCUACUGACAGUGAUAGCGAUUGCAUGGAAGGCGAGGAAGAAUAUGAAGAUGGUGACAGUCAGAUUGAGGAGGAGGAAUCGGGGGAGGGAUCGGAAGAGUCCAAUUUCUACGCUGCAGAACUAAGCGACAGUGAGGAGUUGCAUCAGAUUUUGGAUACUAGGGCAAUGUCGGGUGGAAGUGAAGACUAUGAAGCUAGUCAUGCAUCACUGGAUCAUGCUAUAGCGCAUUCUACAGCAAUGCGGCAUGCUCCCAGUAAAGGUUCAGCGAGGUUGGAGAAAGUCAAACGAGGGGAGUUUGUGAAUACAAUGACAAUGCUGGCGGGCAGAGAAUUUAAUGUUUCUGGUAACGGGAGAUUUUCGAGGGCUGAAUGCUGUCAUGUGGGUGCAAGAUAUCUUCCAUCUGAUGGUCCAUCUAUUGUGGAGGAUAUGAACAGUCGAGCUUACAUUGGGCAAUUUUCGGGAGAUGGAACAUUAUUUGUGGCAGGGUUUCAGGACCGAAGGAUAAGGAUUUACGAUGUCGACAAGGGUUGGACUGUUCGGAAAGAUAUUCAGGCCCGCAACCUUCGCUGGACUGUUACAGACACGGCUUUAUCACCGGAUCAGCGCUUUUUGGUGUACGCAUCUAUAACACCAGUUGUGUACUUGGUUAACGUAAGCUCUGAAAGUGGUGGUGUGACUUCUCUUGCGAAUAUUACGGAUAUUCACGAAGGCCUGAACUUCGCUUCAGAUUCAAGAGGGGAUGUAUUUGGGAUAUGGUCACUGCAAUUUUCUGAAGAUGGCCGCGAGCUUGUGGCUGGCAGCAAUGACAAGUGUAUUUAUGUUUAUGAUCUGGAGGCUAAUAAACCAGUUUUACGAAUCAAUGCUCACAAGGAUGAUGUGAAUGCUGUGGUGUUUGCUGAUGAGUCUUGUCACUUGAUCUUCUCCGGAAGUGAUGAUAACACGUGCAAGGUGUGGGAUCGGCGUUGCUUUACUCUUAGGGGGCGUCCUGCUGGACAGCUCGUUGGACAUUUAGAAGGAAUCACAUUCAUAGAUAGCAGAAAAGACGGUCGGUACUUUAUCUCCAACGGCAAGGAUCAGACCAUCAAACUGUGGGAUAUUCGAAAGAUGACUUCAGGCCCCACAACUUGCAAGAAAGAUCGAAAAAUUCCUUCAUUCGCGUGGGACUAUCGAUGGAUGGAUUAUCCUGGCAUGGGUCGUGAUGUGCGCCAUCCAUACGAUCAGUCCUUAAUGACUUACAAGGGGCAUCUAGUUCUGCGCACUCUUAUUCGCUGCUACUUCUCUCCUCUGGCCAGCACGGGGCAAAAGUAUAUAUACACAGGUUCACAUGAUGGUUGCGUCUACAUUUAUGACUUGGUAACUGGGAAACAAAUGUCAAGGUUGAGCUACCACCGGGGCACAGUGCGUGACUGCAGCUGGCAUCCAACAGAACCCAUGUUAGUCAGCAGCUCCUGGGACGGCCAACUCGCUAAGUGGGAGCAUCGUUUUGGGGACAAGUCCACAAUCGAAGCGCCCCACAUAAGCUACGACGAUUUCUUCGACUAGAUAUUAUGGUUCUGCAUUGCGACUACAGACCAAUUGUUCAGCCACUGCCCCUGUAGAUCGCGAUGAGGUCACCUUUUUCUGAAUGUUCGAUCGGUUAGUUUAGUGAGAAGCUGGAUUCAGUGCAGCUGAGUUCAAUUGCUGCGAAGUUGUGACAGCAAUCGGGCUAUUGUGGCAAGAACCAGCUUACUUGCGGUCCUUUUUUGGAGCAUUUUCAAUACCUCAGUUGUACAGCUGUAUGUUAGUUGGGAAAUGUAGAGUAUCUGGAAGUUAAAGUCCACAAUUUAAGGUCACCACCAACGGGGUUGUUUACUCAUCAUCUUCAAGAUUUACUAUUAUUAAGAGGACUGAUUAGACGCUAUUGAUUCUUUGCGGGACACCGUGUUUUAGACUAGGGCUGCAUACUAAUAAACAAUUUAAUACAUCGGAGAUUUAUGUUGCGUCA